CCAUUCUUUACUUCUAUUGUACAAGUCUCGCCUCCCCCUUUCGCGUCUUGUCAAUUGUUAAAAAGCGGUCGAGCAGCACCGCAUAAAAGUUUCCUUCCCCCCCUCCAACUUCCCCCCUCUCAUCCCCCGCACAACCCAAAAUGGCUCCCUCCGCCUCGAAGCAGAAGCGUCUCGCAGAGAAGGCCGCCAAGGCCAGCAAGAACGGUUCGGUCAAGUCGACCCCCGCCGCCUCGACUGCUGGCGACACCCCCGCCAUCAGCGCCAACGGCUCGUUUGCCGACCUUAACGACGCCCAGGCGCAGAUGAAGAAGCUCACCCUCGCCACUGACCGUAGCGCUUCCGGUGUCCUUGUCUCGGACCCCAAGUCGCGCGACAUCAAGAUCGACCAGUACACGCUCUCGUUCCACGGUCGUCUCCUCGUCGAGGGUGCCGAGAUUGCCCUCAACUACGGCCAGCGCUACGGUCUCCUUGGUGAGAACGGUUCGGGCAAGUCGACCUUCUUCCAGUCGCUUGCGGACCGCGACGUCGAGAUCCCCGAGCACAUUGACAUCUACCUCGUCUCGGGUGCCGCCGAGCCUUCGGAAGUCAACGCCGUCGACUACAUUGUCAACUCGGCCAAGGAGAAGGUCGCCCGUCUCGAGCAGCUCGCCGAGGACCUCGCUACUGCUGACGAGGUCGACGAGCUCCAGCUCGAGAUGAUCUACGAGGAGCUUGAGGAGAUGGACCCCUCGACCUUCGAGGCCAAGGCCGGUGCCAUUCUCUCGGGUCUCGGUUUCGGCCCCAAGAUGCUCGCCAAGCCCACGAAGGACAUGUCUGGUGGUUGGCGUAUGCGUGUCGCCCUCGCCCGUGCUCUGUUCAUCAAGCCCCACCUCCUCAUCCUUGACGAGCCCACUUCGCACUUGGACCUUGGCGCCGUCGUGUGGCUCGAGGCUUACCUCGCCACCUACAACCACAUUCUUGUCCUCACUUCGCACUCGGCCGACUUCAUGGACACUGUGUGCACCAACAUGAUCGACCUCACCCCCAAGAAGACCCUCACCUACUACGGUGGUAACUACACCACCUACGUCCGCACCAAGGCGGAGAACGAGGUCAACCAGAUGAAGGCCUACACCAAACAGCAGGAAGAGAUUGCGCACAUCAAGAAGUUCAUUGCUUCGGCCGGUACCUACGCCAACUUGGUCAAGCAGGCCAAGUCGAAGCAGAAGAUUAUCGACAAGAUGGAGGCCGCUGGUCUGAUUGAGAAGAUUGAGCAGCCCAAGCUCCUCCGCUUCAACUUCGAGGACAUUAAGAAGCUCCCUCCUCCUAUCAUUGCCUUCAACGACGUUGCCUUCUCGUACUCGGGUGAGAAGGCCGACUUCCUCUACAAGGGCCUCAACUUUGGUAUCGACAUGGACUCGCGUAUCGCCAUUGUCGGUGACAACGGUACCGGCAAGUCGACCCUCCUCAACCUUAUCACUGGAGACCUUAACCCCGUCGAGGGUGAGAUCAAGCGCCACUCGGCUCUCAAGCUCGCCAAGUACUCGCAGCACUCGGCCGACCAGCUUCCUUACGACAAGUCGCCCGUCGAGUUCCUCCAGAGCAUGUACCGCGAGAAGUUCCCCGACAAGGACAUCCAGUACUGGCGUCAGCAGGUCGGCCGCUUCGGUAUCACCGGUGCGCACCAGACCAACCCCAUCAACCAGCUCUCGGACGGUCUCCGCAACCGUGUCUGUUUCGCCCAGCUCGCCAUGGAGCACCCCCACGUUCUCCUUCUCGACGAGCCUACCAACCACCUCGACAUGGCCUCGAUCGACUCGCUUGCCCGGGCAAUCAACGAGUUUGAGGGUGGUGUCGUUAUCGUCUCGCACGACUUCCGUCUUAUUUCGCAGGUUGCCCAGGACCUGUGGGAGGUCAAGGACCGCCAGGUCGUCAACCUUACCAAGGACGACGUUACCAUUGUCGACUACAAGCGCUCGCUUGCCAAGCGCUCGCAGGCGCAGAUUGAGAAGGCCCAGCUCCUCUCCAAGACGGCUACCAAGGGUAUUGCCUAAGCGGGAGAGUGUUGUGGGUGGCCGUGUGUCGUCGCUGCGCGGCGCGUGGGUGGGCGCCGGCGCCGUGGCACCCCGCCUCGCCGUCUGGAUGGGGCGGGUACAACCAGUGUUGUCGAGAGCAUAGACUGCAUCAAUUACAAUUUCGCGCCUUCUUUUCCAUCCCCCCAAUAGUGUCUUGCCCGAGUGGGCGGGCGUGUAGAAUUGAGAUGCACUGUUACGGAGA
Messenger RNA from Vanrija pseudolonga, 2256 nucleotides. It is a transcript of the gene SPBC16H5.08c, whose product is annotated as putative ABC transporter ATP-binding protein. Lineage: Eukaryota; Fungi; Basidiomycota; Tremellomycetes; Trichosporonales; Trichosporonaceae. The transcript has 4 exons. The record is from RefSeq and is a predicted model, not a curated record. Bases 141 to 2033 code for a protein of 630 amino acids. Gene Ontology annotation, molecular function: ATP binding; ATP hydrolysis activity.